GUCGCCUGCUGUGAUGGGAUGUCGUCCUGAUGAGCCCAGUUCUGUUCCAUCAGCUGCUCCAAAAGUGGAUGUAUCUCCCAAUGCUCCCAUGGAUUUCUUCGAAGAUGAGAUGAGAGGCUAUAUCGGCUUCUGCGGGCAUGUCGCCUCAGCAGCCAAGAGCGACAAAACUUUUUGGUUCAGACGUCGUAUUCGACGCAUUUUGUUGCCAUUCGCCGUGCUCUUAGAACUCUGUUUUCUGAUGAUCCUGAGCGCACUCAGCCGUCUCAUCCAG
Molecule: messenger RNA, 271 nt
Organism: Cladocopium goreaui
Lineage: Eukaryota; Dinophyceae; Suessiales; Symbiodiniaceae
Source: the annotation of a GenBank genome assembly